CAAAAUGCAUGCUUUUUCGUACCGUACGGUAGGUCGUCGAACUCUGUCAAGAACGUUAGAAUUCCGUAUCAUGCUCUUUUGAAAUAGUUGGUGUCAUUUUCAAAAAAAUUCGAAGCCGAACACAUAACGCAGCUCAUGAAGGAAACACUCUGUCGAUUCUCUGCUUUCAGUCUACCCAAAGCGACAAACCACCAGUAACGCCAGAACUUUUGCGAGGUCGCGGUUACUGCUAAAGUUCUACACAGCCAAAAAGGAGAAGACCAGAACCAGAGUCUCCAGAUACGACACGGCACCUCGGCAGCCAUGUCGAUUCGUUCCUCCCUCGAGAGCGCCGGCAGCAGCGGCCCCGUGAGACUCAGCCAAGUGGUUGGGUCUCCGACCUUUCGCUCCACUGCAACCAACGCCAUUGCGGUUAUUCCGCUCUUGAGCAGCAGCCACGACGGAAGCGACGAUCCCACGACGCAUUCGAGCAAAUCGUUUGAGGAUUUUCUUCGCCUGCUGCAACGACACAAUGGACUCAAUAAAAUCAACGGCAGUAUGAGCGAUACCUAUGACAACUACGACGCAAAGGUCGACAGUGGAUCUCCCGUGGUUGUGGUGGUCCCCAAUUCCAAUCUCACACGCCCCAGCGAUUGGAAAUACAACGAAACGCCCCUUCGCAACUUUCACUGGGGGCACGGGUGCCAGCGCUUGCGGUUCUUUGACGGACGGCCCUAUCACAGCCGAUCGGCCCACGAUCGAUUGAUCAACCACGAACUGACGCGGAACUGGAUCGACCUUUGCCCCAGCCGUCGGACGGCCGCAGUUGUUGGAGUCUUGAACAUUCGGGACUGUUCCGAUAUGGCAACCCUUGAACGGGCGAUCCAAGAAUGGCACCAGUGGGCCGAGCGCUACUCGACGCCUCCGUACGAGGUAACGGCUCUCGGGCGGGACGUGGAAAGGGACACGGUGGUCCCGCGGCUAUUUGUCUUUGAUAGCUUUCACGAAGACCUGAGUCCGGGGGUGGACCUCCAGGCCGCCACAAAAAAACUCAACAUUACGAGCAACUCGCUGGUAGCAUUUCCUCCUUCCGGCGAAGAGCGCUCGCAAAUGAUGGACUUGCACGUCAACGUCGUGCUGAACGAUCUAGCGGUAUCAGUCUUCAAGGUAUUGGAAGACAAGAUCCGGGAGUCGGACUUGUUGAUGACGGGCAAAAACCCCUCGACCUUGCCACCCACCAAGACGGGUUUUUUUGGUAGAACGAGUGCCAAUAGCAGGGGUAGUUCGGAAGAUACAGAAGCCCCUCGAGGAGGAUCGAAAGACCUGAGCAUCGACACCCUAGCCAAAGUGGUGGGACCGAGCAGCAAACUUGCCUCAUCGAAAACGAACAAUCUCCGCAAUCUCGAGCAGCAUCGGUCUGCUUCUAUUCGAAUGAAGCUCGACAAUGCUAGCACAAACAAUAACGUCACGGAUACACCGUCGUCGGCAACAUCGACUACUUCCGAGGGGUCGAUUUCUGAGGCGACAACCAUUUCCGCGAGCUCCCCCAGAAGCUCGGUAAAGGCUCAAUUGUUGACUCCUCUAGAUGAAUUUUGGGAUUAUACCGAGUUGUCUCCAAAAGAUGCGCACGAAAUGAGGAAACGAGAAGUAGCACGACGAGAGAAGUUUGCCGCAGAUCUUUCCCUCUUAGCCGGAUCGCCACUGGAUGCCUACGAACGGUACACCAAAGCCGCCGAUUUGUGCAAGACGACCAGCCCGGAUCCCUUGUGGUACUCGAGCGCACUGGAGGGAUGCGCCGCUGCCCACAUUGCUAUGGCUGACGUCGGGGGAUUCAAUGUGGACGAGUAUCUCGAUUCGUCCUUUCAACUGCCAGAAGAAAUCAUGGCCUGUGCGCUGAUUCCGGCCUCGGAGAAAAAUGGAAGCAACGACGAGCUCAAAAAAUGCAUGCCCCAGGUAGUCCAGGCACUCUGUGAGGAUGCGUUGAACGUGACCUCUCGCCAUCCAAAGACGGCCUGCUUUCAUGCCGAGUUGCUUUUGAAGCUUGCGUGGUAUACGGCAGAGGUGGAAGACGGCCACCUCAGGUGUCAAUGGGGACUGGGAGGAGACGAAGGCGGAGGAAUAGAAACGUAUGGAGGAGAUCCCGAUAGCGACAAGCGUCGAUGGGGUGCGUUUCCGCAGCGAAGCAAUCUUGGGGUCGCCUUGGUUUGUUUGGAAUAUAGUACAUCAAAUACUUUCUACUGCUUACUCAUACGGCUUUUUGUUCGUCCUUUCCUUUUAAACUCAAAACAGACAAAGCAUCUGCAACUCGACUGAACUUUUUGGAUAUGAAAGACAAAGAUGGAGAAGAUAUCAUCAAAAUCAACACGUUGAAACGCCUUCAAAAAUGCAGCGAAUUUAUGCACAUGGCGGCCUCGACGGCUUGUUUGGAUUCUGCUACGAGAUCUGAUGUCGCCCUUCGUUGCAUUUCGAUAGCCUGGAGGGGGUUACGUCCGACAUUGUUGCCAACUGUUCGAGAACGAUCGAAAGAUCGAAUCCAAUUGAAGCGAAAAGCCGCGUUUUUUGCCGUCACUGCUGCAGAGGCAAUGUCUGACGUACAGGGCCACGUAUCACAGCAAAGAGCACAUGCAUUGUGGGCUCAGGCUUCCAGAUUGUUACCUCAAACUGGAAAUGACCUGGUGGGUGGAAAUUAUGGCUGGGCGACCCUUCGAGCCGUGGCGCUCCACGCCUUGGUAAUACAAGGAACGAAAGAAUCGUCCGAAGACGCUGCCGAACAACUAUUGACGCUUGUGAGUCGUAUAUCGCCCCCAAAUUGCCCCAAGAGCGAAAUCCUUCCAACUAGUCCCGUGAAGGGUGGGGGAAGAAGCAAUUCAUAUUUCGCGGGUGCGAGAUCGUAUCUUCGCGAAAGCGCAAAGGUAGUAGCCAAAGAUGCCCGCACCAGAUCGAAGGAGAUAUUCGGGAACGAUAUUUCGUCGCUAUUGGUAGUGCAGGCAAAAUGGGUUGAAGACGAUCCCGUGGAUCCGAUGCAGGUGCCUAUGAGUGAAUUUUCUUCUGAUUUUGGUCUUGGUGUCAUAGCAAUGCCAUCGGUUUGGUCGACUAUAAGGUUCGAAAAUUGUGCCUUGGCGCAAGAACAACUGAUUCAACAAAUUUUUGAUUUGAGGAAGAACAUCCCAGCCUGCACGUUGCAGAAUAUGAUCUCCUCGAAAAACAACCAAAACCUUCCAAUCGAAAUAACAUCUAUUGGCAUUGUCACCUCUGACUCUUCUACGAAGCUUGAACGAAUCAAACUAGAACCCAAAGAAAAGAAGAAGGAGAACGCCAUGUCAACCUUUUUCAAUCCUUACGCUAAACAAGAGAGAAAGCAAAAGCCAACAACGAUUCCAAGGGGCGAAGAGCAAUACAUAUCAAUCACGUUCACUAACAAAUUAGCUGUGCCCUUCGAGAUCGGCUCAUGCAAAUUGAAAUUCGACAGCUCAAGAAGUGAUCGGAUCAAGGCACCUUCUAUAUCGUUUGUGAUCCCUGGUCAGACCAAGAAUUUUGCUGUCCAAUUUCCUUUCAUGGUUCUCGACAAGCUCGAAAACGAUGAUAUCGAUAUUCUGCAGGUAAAAGGCAUAUGCAUAACUGCUUUAUCGCGAUCAAUCUACCUUCCUCUAGGAGAGGACGAUGAACCUAACAAAACGGAAGGCCAGAUCAUUCCGAAGAGUCUAUCAUUGUAUCCUAAGAGGGACUACACCAAAACCUCGAGAGUUGAGGAUCAGGAAAGCAAAGUGAUCUAUUCCCCUCAACUCGAAAUUAUACCGCCGCAACCAAAUAUUCAUAUUUCCUUUGCGUCAUCAACGACACCCAUCGAUAGUGAAACCAUUAUUCCAGUGCUUCUUGCAGACGGGGAGAUCUUUACGCUGCCAAAAAUGUGUGUUUCAAACGAUACCGGACUUGGUGGAAUCGGUAGAAUCGAAGAGCUUCAAAUAUCUGCAGUCGGUCUCCCUGGUCUUUCUGAUGUGGUGCUAUACGACAUGUCUCGAACAGAGGGAAAUGAAAAUGAUGUUGCUGGAGACAGCGAUGACAAAAACUCAAUGAAUGAUUCCAGUCCGAUCAAAAUUUCUGCUCAUUGCGUUGGUUUAGAUGCAGAUACUCUGAAUUCUUCGACCAGCGACUUGUCUAGCAGUUUCAUUUCUACAAAACUCUUUGCAUCCCCAAGUAUGGGAGCCCAAACCGCUUCGAGCCACCUGACUCUACGGUUCAGGUAUCGCGGGAAAGCAGUAUCGUCCGAGUUGGAGGUCUGGCGCAAAUAUGAAGUCCAAGUCCAUAUUCUGCGAGUCAAGGGUCCGAAAAUCCCUUCGUUGUCCUUUCGCUGUGAUUUAUUUUGGGAAAGUGGGUACUCUGAGUUGUGCAAUGCGCUUGCUAUCAAGGAAUCCGAUUCCGAACGAUCGUUGAGUCCCCGAGCAGGAAGCACGGGUGACCAAAAAAUCGGCCCAAAGCGGUUGGAUCGGGACCGUGGAAUUCAUGUCUGUAGCGACGAGGUCGUUGUGAUGAUAUCCGUGGCAAACGAGUCUAGUUCUCCGAUCAUAUUGUCGAGGAUGGAUGGCUUGCCAGUCGGUUUUGCCAAGAGCAAGAUGGACACCUUGAAAGUUUCCAAGGGAGUUAGUGCCAAAUUCCCAAUCAUACUCCCAAGACUCGAAAGGACAGACGACAUCUGCCAACGGCUUGUUGCCAUGUUAAAAUUCAAGUGGAAGAGUGAAAUUGGUGGCUCCGAGCUGGACGACGCCCAAGAAACCGGAGGCCCGAUGUUUCCGGUUAACUACCGCGUUCGCGAGGGCAUAUUGGAGAUACCCCGUCCUUGUUUGCAGAAGAUUAUCGACGAAAAUCCAAUUUUCUUGUCUCGGAUAUGCAAGGCCCCGUGCUCCAUUGGCGUCAGCAUUUUUGGAGGAUCAAACGGAAACGAGUCGCAACAGUCUGUCAAGAACGUUCAGGUCGGAAAACCAGUAGACGUUGCCGUAAGCGCCGAGAUUGCAGAAUGGCUUUCGGCGGAUCGAAAGGACCGAACGAAUUGCACCCUGAAGUUCUAUUGCGCGAGACAAAAUUCCUCGACAAACAAUGCCGACGGGAAAGAAAACGCAUCGUGUGCUAGCAACCAAAGCAAGGACUUCGUUUGGAUCGGCCAGAUUCACAAAACCCUGACGAUGGGAGAGACAUCUUCCGACACCGAUCCGCAUCGGGCCCGAAUCGUGUUCCUCAGCGAGGGCAACUUUUUUGUGUCCGCUUGCCUGGGUUUGAGCGGAGCAGAAGACAGAGGCGAUCCCAAAGAAAUCUGGUGGGCAGAAAAGGCGGGGAUGGUCCGUGUCUCGAAAAAAGGCUGAGAAACGACAAUUCUAAUACUAAAGUACCGUAAUUAAUAACAAUAUUUUGGACAU
Messenger RNA from Pseudo-nitzschia multistriata, 5387 nucleotides. The record is from the annotation of a GenBank genome assembly. Lineage: Eukaryota; Bacillariophyta; Bacillariophyceae; Bacillariales; Bacillariaceae.